AUGAAAACGACUGGAACUGCCAACUUCAAUUCAGUAGUUGUCAUGAUUUCCGCGCUUGCAUGGGUUCCGCGCGGCGCGUCCAAGCGCGUGCCGGACAAGUUUGUCCUGUCCAAGGAAGAGGUGGAUAUGAUGACGCAACUGGCGCAAGAAGACGAAGAAGAAGAGGAAGAAGCUGCUGCAGCGGAGGAAGGUGAGGACGAUGAUGACGACAUCGAAGGCGAGGACCCCGAAGAGGAUGCCGACAUGGAAGGCGACAACGACGAGGACAACGAAGCGUUGAAGGAGUUCAACAUGGAUCAAUACGACGAGGAAGACGAUGAAGCUGCCGUGAAGGACUACCUGCAAGGCAACGGCGCGGAGAUUCCAAUCGAAGACGACGACCAAGUCCCCGACGACAUUGAGGACGACGACGAGGACAAGGCCGACAUGGAGAUCCGAUCCACCGACUCGGUGGUCCUUGUGUGCAACACCGAGGAGGACUUUAGCAACUUGGAAGUGCACGUGUACGAAGAAGACACGGGCAACUUGUACGUCCACCACGAGAUCAACCUGCCGGCGUUCCCAUUGGCGCUGGCGUGGAUGGAUAUUGCGCCGCUGCCUCCCGUGAAUGGUGUGCCUGUGAACGGUAGCUUUGUUGCGGUGGGGACAUUCAAGGCGGGUAUUGAAAUCUGGAACUUGGACGUGCUGGACGUGUUGGAGCCCACGGCAACGCUGGGGGGCGAAGCCAACGCUUCCUUCCGGGAUGUGGCCAUUUCCAAGGCCAUGCGCAAGAAACACAAAGCCGCGUUGAAACCAGGCUCCCAUCAAGACGCGGUGCUCGGCCUCGACUGGAAUGCCGGCCACCGCAACAUGCUCGCAAGUGCAUCCGCCGACGCAUCCGUCAAGAUCUGGGACGUCACGACCCAGCAGUGCAUGCACACGAUGACCCAUCACACGGACAAGGUCCAAAGCGUCAAGUGGAACCCCGUCGAGUCGACAAUCCUCGCCAGUGCAUCGUUCGACCGGAGCCUCGUCGUUCUGGACGGCCGCGCGCCGCAAGCGUUCUCCAAGUUCGCCUUGUCCGCUGACGUCGAGUCGAUGGUGUGGCAUCCGCACAGCCCCAGCACCCUCGUGGCAUCGACCGAGGACGGGAUCGUAGUCGCCUACGACGUCCGCAAGGGCAGCUCGGCGGCGCCACUCUACCGAUUCCAAGCCCACGACACGGCCGUGUCGGCCAUCUCGUUCUCACACGCGUUGCCGGGUCUCUUUGCCACCGCCGGCACGGACAAGCACGUCAAGAUCUGGGACCUGGAAGGAUCGACGCCGCAGUGUAUCGCUUCCAAGGACAUGCAAGUGGGCGAACUCCUUACCCUGCAGUUCUACCGCGACUCGCCCUUCUUGCUCGGGGCUGGCGGCACGGGCGGCGUCCUCGCGCUGUGGGACACAUCGGAAAACGAUGUUGUCGAGCGCAAGUUUUCCACACGCGCCGCCAACAUUGGCAACCACCCCGUGCCCCAAGCGACGGGGGGGCUCACGCUCGGCGCGUCGUUCAAAUCGGCCAACGACGUGGCCGACGAGUUGCUGCGGGAAGAGGACCAAGCACAGGCGGCCGCCGCCAAAGCCGCCACCGGCAAGAAAAAGAGCAAGAAAACCAAGAAAUAAACACAUAUACAGCAUCAAUGACCUAUUUCUAUAUAAAACGAGGCAACUGGCGCCAUAGCUCCAUACUAACAUUAUGUACUA
Aphanomyces astaci is the source of this 1722-nucleotide messenger RNA. RefSeq lists its product as hypothetical. Gene Ontology annotation, cellular component: nucleus. The transcript is spliced from 2 exons. Lineage: Eukaryota; Oomycota; Saprolegniomycetes; Saprolegniales; Verrucalvaceae. The record is from RefSeq and is a predicted model, not a curated record. Gene Ontology annotation, molecular function: protein binding. Bases 1 to 1641 code for a protein of 546 amino acids. Gene Ontology annotation, biological process: rRNA processing.